CCACAAGUUGCUGUGCAAGCCACGGUUCUCUGAAUCCUCAAAACAAAACCACUAUUUAAGGACUCAUGUUUCUCACAACAGUCUUUUCUCAGCAACACCUUCACACACACACCUCAACACCACCUUUCUGAACCCUUCACUUCAUUGUCUCUAUCCCCUCCCUAUUCUCUCUUCAGUUACACACAUUCUCAGCGAAGCUUUGUGAUUCUAUAUUGCCACAUCCUUAUCUAAUCUUGUGUGACAGGACUUAAAAAGUGUGUGAUGGAAGCAAUGGAGAGCAAUCAGAGAAAUAUAAUGGAAGAGCAAAAGAUGUUGGACUUGCCAGCAGGGUUCAGGUUUCAUCCAACAGAUGAAGAACUCAUCACUUACUACCUCUCACAGAAGGUUCUUGAUAGCUGCUUCUGUGCAAGAGCCAUUGGAGAAGCUGAUUUGAACAAGUGUGAGCCAUGGGAUUUGCCUCGGAUGGCCAAAAUGGGUGAAAAGGAGUGGUAUUUUUUCUGUGUGAGGGACAGAAAAUACCCAACUGGUCAAAGGACAAAUAGGGCCACUGGUGCAGGCUAUUGGAAGGCUACAGGCAAAGACAAAGAGAUUCACAAGGCAAAGGCACUGAUAGGAAUGAAGAAAACUCUGGUUUUCUACAAGGGAAGAGCCCCACAGGGUGAAAAAACAAACUGGGUCAUGCAUGAAUACAGAUUGGAAAGUGAACAUCCUGUGCACAAUCUACCCAAAAAGGCCAUGAAUGACUGGGCCAUCUGCAGGAUUUUUCAGAAGGGUAACGGUGGGAAGAAAAUGCAGAUUCCUGGGUUGGUGAGGUUCAGCUCCUUUAGAAAGGACAUGCCACCACUGAUGGAUUCUUCUCCAUACAACAGUGAAGGAAAAUCUGUCAUGGGGGAUUCAUCACAUUCACAGGCAACAACCUGCUUCUCUGGUCCAAAUCAAAGUGAAGAACGAAGGACACAAGAUGAAAACAUAGUCGACAGCUUUGACAAUACUAUGUUUGCAUCCAAAUAUUCCUCAAAUAACCCCUCUGAUAUAUUUUCCCCUGCCUCAUGGAAUUUUACCAAACCUGCCCCUACUGUGUCCCACCAAUCACUCCAAUUUGGGAAUUCACAGUGCCCAGAUUAUUACAUGCUUCAAGAUCAUUCCAUGUUGGAGAUGUUGAUUGAAAACCAUGGAUCAAGUAUUCAGAAAGCUCAGGACAAGGACUCUUUUGAUGCUGACAUGUCCUCUGUUAUGUACAGCAAUGAAAUGCUUCAAAGAUCAUUUGGGAAUCAGGAAUAUCCACCAGCUUCUGUAGGACAUGUGUAUACUAGUAGUGGCCUAUGGGGAUUUUAAAGAAGGUUGAAGGACUCUAUGUGGUUAAAAAAUCAAAGAAAGUUUAGGGAAUAAUAUUAUUAUACAUGUAAAUAAGUUGCAUUAAAGUUAAAGUUAUCCUGAAAGUACAGGAAAUGGAUGUUUUAGGAGAAAUUAAAUUGUCAUUUUGGUUA
Cajanus cajan (pigeon pea) is the source of this 1487-nucleotide messenger RNA. Its product is annotated as NAC domain-containing protein 100. Gene Ontology annotation, biological process: regulation of DNA-templated transcription. Lineage: Eukaryota; Viridiplantae; Streptophyta; Magnoliopsida; Fabales; Fabaceae. The record is from RefSeq and is a predicted model, not a curated record. Gene Ontology annotation, molecular function: DNA binding.